This is a messenger RNA of Mesorhabditis spiculigera, 918 nucleotides long. NCBI's taxonomy places the organism in Eukaryota, Metazoa, Nematoda, Chromadorea, Rhabditida, Rhabditidae. The record is from the annotation of a GenBank genome assembly.
AUGUUCCAUUCUGAAUUUGCUCUAUUGCUGCUGCCCGCAAUCUUCUUCCAUAAUAUGGUGUUGGCCAGACCGGACUACACCAUUAACUCCGAGCACGACCCUAAGCACCCGAAGUAUGUACGGAUUUUCAAAAUAAAAGCACCGCCAAGUAAUGUGGAUCGAUUGAGGAUUGCUGCAAACAGAAUUGUUAUUGGUCCCAAACUUGGGCAUGAUGAGCAGAUUUUACAUCAUAUGCGCCUAAGAUGGACACCUCCAAAAAUUUGGGGUGAUAGUGAAGGUGAAAUUGGCGAACGAAUGUAUAGAUUAAAAUGCACAAUUAGUGAUGAGGGCCAUAAUGAGGACCGCACAUUGGUCAACCUCGAUAUUCCGGAACACUACACCGGCUAUGAUGAGAGCUUUAGAAUGCCACCAAUUAUUGUAAAUGUCCGUUGUGCGGUUUGUGCCGUUAACUCAUUUAACCUCACUUCUGAAUGGACGAAUGGCCCACGGCUCGAAAUUGAUAAUAGAAAACUGGCUAUCCCCUUGUCUCUGGCCGCCCCUGAAAAACGGAACUAUGAAGAACCAGAAAAUUUUGUGGAAACCAAUGGUCGCAUACACAAAGUGCUUGACAUGGACAAAUUAAAUCGGGAAGGGUUAAGCCGAUUAUUGAAAAUGUCGAAUUUUGAAGAUCUGACUCCAAAGGUCGAUAUCGAAGAAUAUAAAAAAGCGGGAAGGCGAAUUCCUGAAUUCGUAUCUACUGUGAAGCCAAUAGAUUAUGAAGAAGAGUUCCCGGUAUUUAUAAUGGAUAAUGGACCUGAUCCUAAUAUGGAGCAAAAGGUGAUGAACUUUGUGAAUCUGGAAAAGCUGGGUACGGGUACGCGUCAGGAGAUUAGCGAUAACGCGGAGGAUUUCGAAAUGGAUUCGUUGAUUAGAAUAUUG